AUGGCAGCUGCGCCGUCGCCGGUGGAGAUUGGCGCCAGGGGAACGAUUGGAGCUCUGGUGUCCAAGGAGAUUGCGUACUUUGAAAUGCUAAAUCCAGGCCACCAUGAACCCUCCAGCCAGAAACUGGACCAGGUGAGCACACAAGUAGCCUCCACAAGUGGAGGAUCUAAGCAAAAGUCAGGCUCGAGUAGAGAAGUGAAAAGGAGGAAAAAGAAAAAGAAGUCACCAGCUAGCAGAGGGUUCCUUCCGAGCAUAUGCUCCGCGGUGGAUGCCAUCGACACCAGCCAAAGUGAGAAAGUUACAGGAAUCAGCUACAGGAACUUGCGAACUGUGGGAUGA
This is a messenger RNA of Zingiber officinale, 339 nucleotides long. RefSeq lists its product as uncharacterized. The record is from RefSeq and is a predicted model, not a curated record. Lineage: Eukaryota; Viridiplantae; Streptophyta; Magnoliopsida; Zingiberales; Zingiberaceae. The transcript has a single exon. The coding region runs from base 1 to 339 and encodes 112 amino acids.